Nerophis lumbriciformis (worm pipefish) is the source of this 468-nucleotide messenger RNA. Lineage: Eukaryota; Metazoa; Chordata; Actinopteri; Syngnathiformes; Syngnathidae. The record is from RefSeq and is a predicted model, not a curated record.
AUGGAGAUCACCAUCACACUGCUGACUGGGACCUCCCAAACUCUGACGGUACGUCCCGAAGACACCGUGGGAACGCUUAAAAACCUCAUCGAAGCCAAGAUGGGGAUCCCCGCUCAUACGCAGAAGCUGCUGAUGGGGGGCAGCCAAAGAACGGCUCUCGAAAACGACCACUCCACCGUCGACUCCUACGGCCUGCGGGCCGGAUCGACGGUUUGCCUGCUGGUUAAAGAGUCCGAGAUCAUCCAGGUGUUCUUAAGAAACGAAAGGGGCCAACUGAGCACCUACGAGAUCGAUGAAAGCGAGGGGGUGAGCGACUUCAAGCUCAAGGUGGAGAAGAGAGAGGGCGUUCCGGUGAGCCAGCAGAGGCUCAUUCAUCAAGGCCGUGAACUGGCGAGCGGGAAACUGUCCGACUACAACGUCAAAGCUUUGAGCACCAUCGACAUGACCUUCCGCCUGAGAGGAGGCUGA